AUGAAUAAAUUCACUCUUAGAUUUAAUCAGCAAGUCUUAGAAUUACAGUAUCAAUCAACCAGACUUGUAAUGAGGAAAUAAAUUCUAUACGGAGUUUCUUCUGGAUUUAUAAUUAUGAAUACAAUUUCAGCAAUACUAAAAAUAAUUGGAAAUGAUAAUUAAAAUUUACCUUUAGAUUUAACUUAAUCAUCUAUUGCUUUUUUAACAGUUUGUGUUGUUAAAUAUUACCCUAAGUAUAUAUUAGAAGGAUUAAAUAUUUUAAAUUUGCUUUUUUGCCUUGUUUAAAUAAAUUUAGAUGAGGCUGCAACUUCCCAGUAAAUGUACAUCUUUGGUGCUAAUAUAAUGGCAACAUAACUAAUGUUGUUGUUCGGUUCAGAUUUCAUAUAUUCUUUACCGUAAAUCGCUAUCAUAGCAUGUUCUAGAUUAGGAAUAUAAAGAGUAUAUCAAUCAUUUGAUUGGUUUUCAAUAUCGUUGACUUUAUUAGUUUCAUUGUGGCUUGGAAUUGUUUAAUAUUAAUUUGAUAAAUCACUUAGAUCAUAAUUUUUACUGACAUUAAAAGAUCAUAAUUGGGGUAAUAAAAUUUUAAAACAUAGAUUAACUUUUGCCAUAAAUUGUUGACAAGCCUUAUUUUUAUUUUCGAUAUAACAAUUCAUAAUUUGAAAUAAAAUAAAUUCAUAAAUAGUAAUAAAUUUUUAAUUACAAUCUCGAUUUUUGUUAAGGUUGUAAUUUAAGACAUUUUUUAAGGGAGUUUUAAUUUAACAAUUAAACAAUAGAGACAUUCAUAUUAAAUAGAUUAAAAACAUAUUAAAAAAAUAUCUAUGAAAUAGAAAUAAUAGGUAAAAAUAAGAAAUAAUAUUCAAUGAGGAUAAAUUAUUGUGAAAUUUUUAGUGAUUAUCCAAAUUUCUUGAUCAUUUUAAAUGAUACUAAAUAAAAUAAUAAUAUUUCUAAACAAUUAUAAACAUCUUUCAUUAAUAAAUAUUUUACUAGAUAUUCUAAUCAUCUUUUUUAAAUGAUUUUGAAAGGAGAUUCAAAAUUUAAAAUCAUUUAGCUAAAUUAUCAUUAUUUAUCUGCUUUAUAUCUUAAAGAUUAUACUGUUAAAAACUUUUCUCCAUACAAUCAAUUAAAGAAAAUUAUAAAUCUAUCAGGAGGAGUAUAACUUUAAUGUGUAAAGUAACUUAAAAUUUAAGGAUAUAAGAAUUUAUUUUCGGUUUUCUGGUUAUAAACUAUAUUGAUAAUGAUAAUAUCUUAGAACAGACCUCAUUAAGAUUUGCCAAUAAUAAUAUUAAGUUAGGAAUUAGAUUAUAUUGAAUUUAGUUUAGUUCUAAAUUAUCCAAAAUAAUUUCAGGAAAUGUUCAAUCAAAAUUUGAUCAUUUAAAAACUAAAAGGAGUAAUAUUUUUUCAUAUUAACUACAAUUUAUGGAAAUUUAAAUCCUAUUCUAACCUUGAUAUAGCCUUUAGCAAAAUUGAUAAUAAUUGA
This is a messenger RNA of Paramecium pentaurelia, 1477 nucleotides long. Lineage: Eukaryota; Ciliophora; Oligohymenophorea; Peniculida; Parameciidae. The record is from the annotation of a GenBank genome assembly.